Messenger RNA from Saitoella complicata NRRL Y-17804, 1008 nucleotides. Its product is annotated as tetrapyrrole biosynthesis, porphobilinogen synthase. Gene Ontology annotation, molecular function: porphobilinogen synthase activity; zinc ion binding. Gene Ontology annotation, biological process: heme biosynthetic process. Gene Ontology annotation, cellular component: cytosol. NCBI's taxonomy places the organism in Eukaryota, Fungi, Ascomycota, Saitoellomycetes, Saitoellales, Saitoellaceae. The record is from RefSeq and is a predicted model, not a curated record. Bases 1 to 1008 code for a protein of 335 amino acids. The transcript has 2 exons.
AUGUCGAAUAUUCCAGGAUCCGACAUCUCGUCCAUCCUCCAUGGAGGCUACCAUCACCCUACCUCCCGACUGUGGCAGUCGGAGAGGCAGUUGACCAAGGCUGCCCUCAUGUACCCCAUCUUCAUCACGGAUGAUCCCGAGGCAGAGGAGGAGAUCAAGAGUUUGCCUGGACAAAAGAGGUGGGGUCUUAACAAGCUUGUCCCCUUCCUCGAGCCUUUGUACAAGAAAGGACUUGCUUCGGUCAUUCUAUUUGGUGUUCCCCUCGCCCCCGAGGCCAAGGACCCAUACGGCACAUCCGCUGAUGACCCGAAUGGACCCGUCAUGCAGGCCAUCACUCUUCUCAAGAAACACUUCCCCAACCUUUUCAUCGCUUGCGAUGUCUGUCUCUGCGAGUACACCUCUCACGGUCACUGUGGUAUUCUGCACGAAGAUGGAACUAUCAACAAUCCCCCCAGUGUGAAGAGAAUCGCCGAGGUCGCUUGCAACUACGCCAAGCAAGGUGCUGACUGUGUCGCCCCUAGUGACAUGAUGGAUGGUCGUAUCAAGGCGAUCAAGACGGCUUUGAUCGAGGCUGGCGUUGCCCACAAGUGCAUGCUCAUCUCCUAUUCUGCCAAGUUUGCUACUUGUCUUUACGGUCCAUUCAGGGACGCAGCUGGUUCCGCUCCUGCAUUUGGUGACCGCAAGCGCUAUCAGCUACCUCCCGCUGGACGGGGUUUGGCUCGUCGUGCUAUCACCCGUGAUCUUGCUGAGGGUGCAGAUUGUAUCAUGGUCAAGCCUGCAACUGCCUACCUUGAUAUCAUCCGUGACGCAAAGGAGAUUGCACCUGAUGUGCCUAUUUCUGCUUACCAGGUUUCAGGGGAGUUUGCUAUGAUUCACGCCGCUGCUAAAGCUGGCGUCUUUGACUUGAGGAGGGCUGCUGAAGAGAGUUUGGAUGGUAUAUUGAGAGCUGGAGCAAACAUGAUUUUGACGUAUUUCACACCGGACUUCUUGGACUGGUUGUCAGAGUAA